This is a messenger RNA of Chlamydomonas reinhardtii, 6821 nucleotides long. RefSeq lists its product as uncharacterized. The record is from RefSeq and is a predicted model, not a curated record. NCBI's taxonomy places the organism in Eukaryota, Viridiplantae, Chlorophyta, Chlorophyceae, Chlamydomonadales, Chlamydomonadaceae. The transcript has 3 exons. Bases 284 to 6001 code for a protein of 1905 amino acids.
CUACAUCCUCACUCUCAAAGGGAGGCGCCCGUCCGUCUGAGCCGGACAAUUUGUCGUGUGGUCUUUUCACCCCGUGUUUUGCCACAAUAAAUGCUCCACGCUCAGAAAGUGCUGAGAACCCGGGAGCGUUGCCUGGGCGCUCGGGAAUAACUUCGAGUGGCGUAUGGGCCCGCGCUCUCGCAGCGCCAGCAGCUGGCCGAGCUCAUCUAUUAGGAGGUACUUUGGAUUUAUGGAUGCUCAGGCACUCGGUUGAGCUGGAUUCGGGUCUGAAACAAGCGAAGCCAUGCUAGGCAGCGCUCCACCACCUCCAGCAACUCAUGUGAGCUUUGGCGAGAUAACACCAGCCUCACCAGAUGAACAGAGGUAUAAGCCCAGCGGCCGGGUCGCUGGCGUGCCGGCUGCGGUGCAGCAACCGGCGCUGGCCCCGGGUCCCCGGGCCGCGGCACCGACACCAGCACCACUCCCCGCGCCUCGGGCCGCACCGCGGCGGCAGCCUUCGGAGGUCAGCACCGACAGCGACGUGGACGACGAUCCCCUGCAUCCUACUGCUUACAUUCCUCUGCGACGCGUGAAGCGCCAGUACUCACGAAGCUCCGUGGACGGGGAGGACGACGAGGACGACGAAGACGACCCCUACUCGCCACACUCAGGCACCUCGCAUAGCCGCGGCACCAGCUACACCAGUGCAGUCGGCUAUGGCCGGACCUACGCGCGCAACCUGGGUGAGACUAUGGUGGGCCGCUCGGGCGACUCAGCGCUCUGGCCCAGUGGCGCUGGAUUCACCUACAGCACUGACCUCGUGGACAUGACGGCGGCGGCGGCAGCAGCUGGGCAUCAUGGUGCCGACCCACAUGGCGGCUUUGAAUCGCUGACAGUCAACGCUGACGGGACGAUGGCAGCAAGGGCGGAGCACGCGCGCGGCGCGGCCUACGGGCACCGCAGCGUGCGCGGCCGGAGCGGCCGCAAACAGCAGCCGCCCUCGUCGUCCAGCAGUAGCAGCAGCAGUAGCGAGGGCGGCAGUAGCAGUGACUCGGACCGGGAUGAUCCGUUUGUAGUGGCCAUGCGCAAGCGGCUGCGGCGCGACCAGCGGCGGCGCUGGGGAAUAAGCAGCAAAAAGGCCAGCAGGCAGGCCAGCAAGGCAGCGUCCAGUGCGAACCUGCCAGCAGCGGCAGCAGCAGGAGCGGCCCCGGCGCCGCCGUCACGGCUGAAGCAGCUCUCGGGCGUGGGGGCUGAUGAACCGCCAGCAGCGGCGUCAGCAGCUGCUGCGCCCGCGGUCGCGCACUUACCGGCUGAGUCUUUGGCGUAUGGGGCGGACGCUCAGGCCGCGAAUGCGGCUAUGGCAGCAGGAGAUGAGUACGAGGACGAUGAGCACGAGGGCCUGGAGUUAGACCCGCAGGCGGCAACCACUGGCCUCGGCGAAACGUCUUCGUCGUCCUCCAGCUCGUCCGAGGACGAGGGCGAGCAGGGUGCUGGGCUGGCCCUCGCGGCGGACGACAGCCGCGCUGCGCCCACUGUCCCUGAGCCGGGGGCGGCGGGCGGGCCGGAGGCGGGGCCUGGGCCGGAGGCGGAGCAUAAGUCGGGGCCGGAGACAGACCGUGAGCCGGAGGCUGCGCCGGAGCCAGAGGCGGAGCCUGGACCGGAGGCGGGGCCUGAGCCGGAGGCACAUGGGGAGCCGGAGGCGGAGCGUCAGCCGGAGGUUGGGCAUGAGCCGGAGGCACAGGAGCAGGCAGAGCCGCAAGCAGACGUAGAGGCAAGCCCGAAGACAGAGGCGACGCGGGCUGCAGAGCCGGAGCUGGAGCAGCGAGAGGGGGACGGCAGCGAGCCGCGGGCGGCACCCUCCAGCUCAGGAGCUGCAGCACUCGCAGAGGCAGCCGGACCGGAUGCACGGGCCGACUCCACGCAGCUGGCGGAGCCGGUGGCAGCCUCGGAGCAGCCUCGGCCCUUGCAGCAAGCAGCGGAAGAUGUGCCAGCGGUGGUGAAAGCAGCCUCAGCCCUUGCAGCUGUAUCAGAAACACAGGCGGAGGCGGCAUCAAUUGCGGUGCAAGGCGAGCCGGACGCCGAGGACGCGCCAGCGAUUGAACAGCCGUACGCCUCGUCACGCCCCGCGGAACCCGAUGCCCGGGCGGCGGCGGCACAGCCAGACGCGCUGGAGGCUGGGGCGGAUGACGCGGAGCAGGUGGAUGGGGCAGGAGCAGCAGAAGUAGCGGGGGCGGCGGAUGCGCCAGAGGCACAUUCUGGUGCGGGGGCGGCGGCAGCGACCGAUCCUGCAGCAGCACCCGCAACAGAGCCGCUGCGGGCGCCUGCCGCCGAGCCGCCCGUCGCCGAGCCAUCCGGCGCGCAGGCUGCAGUUGGGCCUUCGCCGACAGCGGCAGUAGCGACACCCGCUGUCAGGCCCGCAGAGCCAGAGCCUGCGUCAGAGCAGAGGCAGGAGCCUCAGCAGGAAGCAAGCACUACAGCAGCCGCUAUGCUAAGAGCAGAGCCUUCCAACCGCUCGAGCCCUGAGCCAGAGCCGGAUGCGUCAGCGCAUCAAGCAAAUGAGCAAGAGCAGGAGGAGGAGCCCGCAACGACCAGCCGGCACAGGGAAAGUGACGCGUCUGGUGGGCAAUACCGCAUGGUGACCGUCAGCCAGACCGGGGGGGUUCCGGUGGCCAAGCAGGAGCAGUCGGAGCCGGAGCCGCCGGAGCUGGGGCCGUCCAGUGCGCCACCGGCGCCAGGUGACGAGGCUCUCGUGCGACAGCUGCAAGCUGCGCAGCCGCAGCCGCAGCCCCAGACGCAGCAGGCGCAAGUAGAUGUAGAGCUGGAGCCAGAGGUGCAGCCGAGCCGGUCGCAGCGGGCCGAGGUCGAGGCUGGGGCGCAGGCGGAGCCGGAGACGGAGACGGAGACGGAGCCGGAGGCACAUGAAGCUGAAGCGAUGGGUGCGCUAGUAUCGCACACGGUGACUGCGGAAGAGACACCAGCAGAUGCGGACCCAAGCGGGCCCUCCACAACGGCAGAGGACGCGCUACCGAGGCCGGAGCCAUCAGCAGUGGCUCCAGAGCCUGCGCCAGGCGUUGCAGCGCACGACGACCCGGAUGGGGAAGAGGCUGGUGUGGCAGGCACUGCAGGUGGUGCGGCGGCUGCGUGUGAGGAUGAGGGCGCUGAGAGUGACGAGGUAGCAGAGGCGGGGCCUACACGCGAGCCAGUGCUCUGUGCGCCCGCGGACGACGAGGGGACGGAGGCGUCGGAGGGGCCCGGUACAGAGCCCGGUUCCGCUGCAUCAGGGGAGCCGCUCUUGACAGGGGCGGAGCCCGAACCUGAUGCCCGUGCUGCGCCUGAGCCAGCGCCGGAGGCGGAGGCGGAGGUGCAACCCGAGGAGGCAGCGAAGCCAGAGGCGGCCGCGAAGGCCGCUCCCACGCCAGCGGCAGCACCGGCGGCAGGAACAGCGGCAGCCUCAGCGGCAGCAUGCACAGCUGAGGAGGCGGUUGCUAAGCCACGGGCGGAGCCGGAGGCUGAGGCCGCACCGGCAGCGGAUGAUGCGGCGGCUGAGCCAGCGGACGCGGCGCCGAUGGUGAUGGCCGGCAGCGCGGCUGCCGCCGUCAAGGUCAUGCGCCGCUCCUCGUCAGGCGUUGCAUUGGCAGAAACCAACUCGUCCAGUUCACUGCCGCCGAAGCCCAGCCCUACCAAGGAGCUGCCACCGAAGCUGCAUCGCACUGCGUCGAAGCCGAAGGAGGAGUCGGCAUCGCCGCCGGCGCCGUCGAGGCCGCCCGCGUCAAGGCAGACAUCUACGGCCUCAGCAGCGGGGAGCAGCAGCGGCAAAGCAGCUGCCACUGCAGGCUCUCAGUCUCACAGCCGCACGCCCAGUGUCUCUGGCAAGCCGCUGCCCCCGCCAGUGAUACCGCCAGCGCCGCCGGCCGGUGCCCCCACUGGCGCACCCUCGCCGCGUGGUGCGGGCCGCCGCAGCUCCCUGUCCACCACGCCAUCCAGCACCCCCACGGCUGCGCCUGCUGCAGCCGCGCCCAAACCGGCACCAGCGACUGCCCCAUCUCCUCCGCCAGCACCAGCGCCGGCGCCGGUACCGCCUGCGCCGGUGGCUGUGAAAGCGUCCCCGGUGAAACCCAUGCCCGCUGUACCGCUGACGGCACCCAAGGCCAGCACAACGCAGGCAUCGGCACCGAAGCCUGCAGCCUCUCCGGCGCCGGCAAGUCGCGCACCGGCACCGGCAGACACGCCCGUGCCUGCAGGUCCUCGAUCACCGUCAACGGCGUCCCCGUCCCGUCGCGCUAGCACCACCGCUGCCGAUAGACCGGAGCCGACGGCCGGCAUGGCACGGACCGUCAGCCGGCCGUUGGAUGGGGGCGGCGCCGGCAGUCCGGCGGCAGCGCAGAAGCCGCUAAGGUCGGAAAGCCCCAAGCCCAAGCCGCAGGCGCAGGCGCGCAGGGCACAGCCCGCUAGCAAGCAGGUGUCGCCGGCCGCGCCGGCAGCGCAGGCAGCGCCCGCGCCCGCAGCACCUAGCUCGGCUCUGCAGCGUGUGACGCAGCGGCCGUCGGAAACGUCGGCGCAGCUGCAGCAGAAGCAGCUUCCGCGGCCUGCCCGCGUCAGUGGCUCCAGCGGCGCGGCCAUGACGCCUUCCUCCCUUGCCCCGCCGCCCGCGACGCCGCCGCCAGCGCCCGCCGCCAGCAGCGCAUCGCCGCGCACCCCGCAAGAGCCGGUCAGCGCGCAGCCGCGCUACGUGUCUGGCACGCAGCUGCAGCCGUCCUUCACGCAGACAUCUCCGCAGCCCGCAGCGGUAUCGCCGAGCGCCAAUCUAUACGUCUCACCCUUCACGCCCAACGGCGCCGGUGCUAGCAUCAAGUCCCCACCCGCCGCCGCCGGGACCCCGCACAGUGGCGGCCUUGCCGGCGCUCGCCCCAGCGCCCUUCGGCCGCUGUCUGCAACCUCCUCCAUCUCAUCCCUCAACAGUGCCGGCACGGUCGGCGCUGGCGCGAUUGGCAGCCCCAGCACCCCGGGAGCCGGCGGCUCUGGCAGCGGCGCGGUGCGGCGCUACCCGAACGGCCUGCCGACGCGGCAGCUGUCCUCAGGGCCGCCGCCGGGCCUGCCGCUGCUCAGCGAUCUGGCGCGGCGCUACCCGAUGCGUCCGACGCGGUCGGGCGGCAGCGGCCCCAUCGUCGCCCUCGUGGGCGGACAGCUGAUGGUCAGCGAGAAGCUGUUCAACGAGGCGGCGGCGGCCAACAGCGCCGCCGGCGCUGGGGACCGGGGCUUCAACCGGGCCGGGCGGGCAACGUACGGCGGCGCCGGCGGCAUGGGCGUCCCUUCGUUGGGUUCGCUGGGGCCGCCCGGCGUGCCGAGGCGGCCGCUUAGUGCCCGAGAGGGGCCGGGCGGGCUGGGCCAGGGCGCCGAGCACGGCAUCGGCAGCGGAGGCCGCUUGAGCACAGGUGGCAACGGAGUCCCGCUGGUGGAUGGUUGCGUGCCUGCCCACGAGCUCUCGCAUCCGGCGGCCGUGGGCAGCUACCUGCAGCAGCGCCGGGCGGAAAAGGAGCUGCGCGCUGCGCAGAUGGCGGCGACGACGGCGGCGGCGGCCAACGGUGGCAGCGCCGUACACCACGACGCCGCGCUUCGCGCCUGGGGCUCCAGGGCGGCCUCUAGCGACGGCGACGGUGCACUGGUCGCGAAUGGCAGCGGCAGCCUGCCAGCGCUGACGCCGACCGGCAGCGGCAAGGGCUGGGGCCGCGGCUCGGUGGUUGCGCCGCGCGCCAGCGGUGCUGCCGCUCGCGAGGAUGACGGCGUGCCUCUGGAGGGCGAGUGGCUGGGCCGCCACUCGGGCAACAUCCGGGGCCCAACCUCGGAGGGUGACGGACUUGAGGAAGAGGUGCUGGAGGAGCAGAGCGGCCGCGUGUCUCCCUACAGCCAGCAGCAGCACCACAUGGCGCGGCGCGGGGCUGGCGGCCUUGGCCCCGGCGGCAGCCGCUUCCGGCAGCCGGUGCUGGGGGCGGCGUCACCGCAAGGCCGGGGCUGGGUUGCUUAGCUGAUAGAGGUUACAUGUGGGACGACAGCCGUGGACUAAGCUGGGUGGCGGACGGACCCAGGAGUGAGGCGCGGGUAGAUGGCUAGCGUGUGGUCAAGGCAGGUUGUUGCAGGAAGGCGGUACAGCAUCUGAUUGACGUCACUUUCAGACGAAGGCAUUUGGACCAUACAGACAUGACUCGGGAAUGUGUACCGUACUUAAGACACGCACAUAAUAUGGAUAUGAGACGGCAGGAUGGUCAGAACUGGACGGAGAUGGGGGAGCGCAUGGACAUGGCUGGGCCGGACCCUGCAUUACUGCAUGCUGUGCUUUCCAAAAGCUUACCGGAAUGGGACGGGGCACGGGACAGGAGCUGCGGAUUCAGAUGGGCGUGUAGUGGAGCGCACAGCACAUUACCGUGAUUAAAGACAUGACCUUGAGGCCGCUGUGCGCAUUGCCCAAGCAAUACAGGCCCCUGCAGUUACGGUAGGUCAGGAAUAGGUCGGGUUCAGUUGGUGAGGGUAGUGCUUCGGCCCUGAGGCGCAAGGGAUGGGCUGGCCUUGUCAGAGGCAGCGUGUGCGCGCAUAGCGCGUCUGUGCUUAGGGUGGUCUGUGCUUAGUGCUGGCAGUUAGUGCUGGCAGGACGGGGAGGUGAACAUGCACUGUGGCGUGGAUGGUGGCGGUGACGGCGGUUCCACUCAGGUGGCCGGCGCCACCUUCUGUGUGUGUUCGAGCCGAGUCGGUCAAGUGGCGAAGUGACGCAAUGGGGCAGGGGUACGAACAUCGCGGGCUCGCGCCGCAAGAGACCUGCACUUGACGAAGCCCUGCUUAUUAUCGCCAAA